Oncorhynchus nerka (sockeye salmon) is the source of this 4446-nucleotide messenger RNA. Its product is annotated as DNA-directed RNA polymerase II subunit RPB3-like. The transcript is spliced from 6 exons. The record is from RefSeq and is a predicted model, not a curated record. The coding region runs from base 1155 to 1403 and encodes 82 amino acids. NCBI's taxonomy places the organism in Eukaryota, Metazoa, Chordata, Actinopteri, Salmoniformes, Salmonidae.
UUUAUUUUGGCCAAUGAGGACGAGUCGUCCUGGAUUGAGGCUUUCGCGCUUGCUAGUGAACGAGCUCGUUACGUAGCUUGUGAGAGAGUAGCCAGUAAAAUGAAUAGCUGGCGCCCGCUGAUACUUAAUUAAUUGAAAUAACUACAGCAUGACAUAUGUCCAUGUUUUAAUAUUUCUGUAUACACGUCAAUGAUGACGCAGCAAUGGAAUAUUAGACCAAAACAUCUGUAAAGUUACAUAGCGUUAGGUCACUAGUUGGCUUGCUGGGAGGGAGCAGCCGAGAGACGGGUUGCCUCCCACGAUGUAACCAAUGUAUGUUCCAACAUACUUUUGGUAAUUCAGUGUAUGUGGACACCUGCUUGUCGAACAACUCAUUCCAAAAUCAUGGAUAUUAAUAUGGAGUUGGUCCUCCUUUUGCUGCUAAAACAGCCACCGCUCUUCUGGAAAGGCUUUGCACUACACGUUGGAACAUUGCUGCGGGGACUUGCUUCCAUUCAGCCAUGAGCAUUAGUGAGGUCAGGCACUGAUGUUUGGGGAUUAGGCCUGGCUCACAGCUGGUGUUCCAAUUCAUCCUAAAGGUGUUCAAUGGGCUUGAGGUCAGGGCUCUGCGCAGGCCAGUCAAGUUCUAUCACACCAAUCUCGACAAGCUAUUUCUGUAUGGACAUCACUUUGUACACAGGGGCAUUGUAAUGCUGAAACAGCAAAAGGCUUUCCCCCAAGCUGUUGUCACAAAAUUUGUCUAGAAUGUCAUUGUAUAUUGUAGCAUUAACAUUUCCAUUCACUGGAACUAAGGGGCUUAGCCCAGACCAUUAUACCGCCUCCACCAAACUUUACAGUUGUCACUUUGCAUUUAGGCAGGUAGCAUUCUCCUGGCAUCCGUCAAACCCAGAUUCGUCCGUCUGACUGCCAGAUGGUGAAGUGUGAUUCAUCACUCCAGAGAACGCGUUUCCACUGGUCCAGAGUCCAAUGGCUGCGAGCUUUUACACCACUCCAGCCGAAGCUUGGCAUUGCGCAUGGUGAUCUUAGGCUUGUGUGUGGCUGCUCGGCUAUGGAAACACAUUUCAUGAAGCUCCCGACGAACAGUUCUUGUGCUGACGUUGCUUCCAGAGGCAGUUUGGAACUCUUAGGUUGCAAAUUCCAUCCGACGUGUCUUUAUGUCAGAGGUUGCAACAAUAGGUCUUUCCCCCUCACAAGUGAUGAUGUUGUGGACAAGAUGCAGUACUCCAGAGACUGUACAUGAUUUCGGCCCAGAAUGCUCUGUUGAACUGACGCUGGACGUUCGCUGCACAGCGGACCAGACACGGCAUAUGACCUCACGAGACCUGCUGUCCAACCACCCUCGAGUCAUCCCUGUGACCUCCAAGAGUCGAGACAAUGAUCCCAAUGACUGUUUAACAGGAUGACAUUUUGCUGGUGAAGCUUCGAAAGGGUCACGAGCUGCGUCUCAGAGCUUAUGCCAAGAAAGGCUUUGGCAAGGAACAUGCCAAGAGGAACCCUACAGCCGGCGUAUCCUUUGAGUAUGACCCAGACAAUGCACUGAGGCACACUGUACCCACGGCCAGAGGAAUGGUGUGUUAUUUUGUAAUGUUAAGGGACAGACAAAGUAUUCUGUGAGGGAGAGUGUCACUUAUUGUUAUCCAUUAGAAUUGACCCUGCUAUUCUCUGUCUCAAGCCCCAUUUGACCCCAAUGGCAAAUAUGAGAGGUAAAUUACAUGUCUGUUAUGGAGCAUUUAGGGUGUGCAUCAUCAGCAGAAAUGGGCACGGUUAUUCAAAUAUUCAAACAGAUAUUGGUAUUCGAUUACUUGGGAGAGUAUUCAUUUUUGAGGAGAACAAAUAUAGGCUUAUUUCAACAGUAUAAGGGCUUUUUCUAAAAGGUAAUCAAAUUAUACACAGUGCCUUUGUAAAGUAUUCAGACCUCUCGACUUUUUUCACAUUUUAUGUUACAGCCUUAUUCUAAAAUUGAUUUAAAAAAAAUAAUUCCUUAGCAAUUUAUACACAAUACCCCAUAAUGUCAAAGCGAAAACAGGUUUUUAGAUAAUUCUCCUAAUUUAUGUGAUAUAUUCAACUGAUUGGACAUGAUUUGGGAAGGCACACAUGUCAGAGCAAAACCAAGCCAUGAUGUUGAGAGAAUUGUCUGUAGAGCUCUGAGACCGCAUUGUCGAUGCACAGAUCUGGGGAAGGGUACCAAAACAUUUCUGCAGCAUUGAAGGUCCCCAAGAACACAGUGGCCUCUGUCAUUCUUAAAUGGAAGAAGUUUGGAACCCUUCCUAGAGCUGGUCGCCUGGCCUAACUGAGCAAUCGGGAGAAGGGCCUUGGUCAGGGAGGUGACCAUCGGGUUGAUGGUCACUCUGACACCACUCCAGAGUUCCUCUGUGACGAUGGGGAUAACCUUCCAGAAACACAACAAUCUCUGCAGCACUUCACCAUUCAGGCCUUUAUGGUAGUGGCCAGACUGAAGCCACUCCUCAGUAAAAAGGCACAUGACAGCCCAUUUGGAGUUUUCCAAAAGUCACCUAAAGACUCUGACCAUGAGAAACCAGAUUCUCUGUUCUGAUGAGACCAAGAUUGAACUUUUUUGCCUGAAUACCAAGGAUCACGUCUGGAGGAAACCUGGCACCAUCCCUACGGUGAAGCGUGGUGGCAGCAUCAUGCUAGGGGGAUGUUUUCAGCGGCAGGGACUGGGAGACUAGUCAGGAUCAAGGCAAAGAUUAACAGAGCAAAGUACAGAGAGAUCCAUGAUGAACUGCUCCAGAGUGCUCAGGUCCUCAGACUGGGGCAACGGUUCACCUUCCAAUUAGACAACAACCCUAAGCACACAGCCAAGACAAAGCAGGAGUGGCUUCAGUACAAGUGUCUGAAUGUCCUUGAGUGGCCCGGCCAGAGCCCGGACUUGAACCUGAUCGAACAUCUCUGGAGAGACCUGAAAAUAUCUAUGCAGCAACACUCCCCAUCCAACCUGACAGAGUUUGAGGAUUUGCAGAGAAGAAUGGGAGAUACUCCCGAAAUACAGGUGUGCCAAGCUUGUAGUGUCAUACCCAAUAAGAAUCAUUGCGGUAGUCACUGCCAAUCGGUGCUUCAACAAUGUACUGAGUAAAGGGUCUGAAUACUUAUGUAAAUUUAUAUAUCAGUUUUUAUUUAUUUAUAUAAAUUAGCGAACAUUUCUAAAAACCUGUUUUUUGUUUUGUCAUUGUGGGGUAUUAUGUGUAGAUUGAGGGGGAAACAUGUUUAAUCAAUUUUAGAAUAAGGCUGUAACGUAACAAAACGUGGAAAAAGUCAAGGGGUCUGAAUACUUUCCGAAGGCACUGUAUGUGACGAUGCUACAUAGCCUACAAGGAUAGACUGUGACAUUCAACACAAUGUUGCGCCCCAUAGAAUAAGUCACCUCUAGUUUACACACAUUUCGGUCAAUCAAAGCAGCGCUACAGUCGGUCUCCAUGUGUUAACAAGCGAAGUGGGAGAUUAAUAAUCAAUGCAAAAUAGAAUUGGCUAAAUGAGAAGUAGGCGGCUACAAUGCUCAACCAACAGGUAGGCCGUUUCAUAUGAAUGGAGUUCUUGUAGACCAGUACGGGGAGCACAGCAAACUUUUCUCAAUUAGCCAUGCUACUUUAGCUAGCUAGCUGGCUAACUUAGAUGGCUACUGUAGCUGGAUAGCUUCUUUAGGUACAAAUAUUUGAUGCAGUCAAAACAUGCACUACCAGAUGGUAUGAUAACCUAUGGCAGCAAUAAGUUUGCCUAACUAGCGGGAGUCGGUUUGGCUACUUUCUCUCCCUCCGUGCACAGACUGCCACACACACUGGCCCAUGCUCCUCUCUCGCCCCACCCUUCUGCUGAAACAGAUAGCAGAUAUCUGAAAAAACAUAUGAUUUGAAUGGUGGUGAAAUCAAUUAAAAUACCCAUCCCUAAUCAUCAGUGUCCAUUCCUAUGAUGACAAUACCAGUAUGUGAUAGAGGUUUUGAUUGUUACAGCAGUAUGUGAUGAUCAAGAUGGCAGCGACGUCACGGUUAAUUUCUGUUGUCUCAAACUUUUGCAGGUUCUAUUACAAUGUGGAGACGUGUGGCUCACUGCGACCUGAGACCAUCGUCAUGUCUGCUCUGGCAGUGCUGAAAAAGAAACUGAGUGAUUUACAGACCCAGCUGAGCCACGAAAUCCAGAGUGACGUCCUCACUAUCAUCUGAGACCUGCAGUUUUAGCCUGUCCUACAACAUUGAGACUUGGAGAGCAGAUCCAGUUGCAAAUCAAACUUUUUGGAUGACAACAAACCUGAUGUAAGCAGGAAAAAAGUUUAUUCAAGAGCUCGCAGUUUUUAUAUCGUCCACCACAUUUUGUCCUUUCUCUUCGUUCUCUGCUAUGUUAAUAUUUGUCCUUUUUGUUGAAGUUGUUUGCGGGAAUAUGUUUUGAAUUGUUUAUUUUGUCUACCGAAAGAAUAAACUCAAAUUUUCAUCCAGA